AGAUACGCAUGUGUACUCUGUUCCUUAUACACAAGUUUCGUUUUGCUUUUCAUCUCGUCCAGACGCUCAAUUCUCUCGGCCAGCGGUGUCCGGCAAAUUUCGAAGGGAAACGCGAAUGAAACAACUGCAUCGCGUCGUACACGUUUCUCGCUAACACGUUUAUAGCUAAACGCUUCAAAGCAGGUGACAUGUCACUGUUUGCCUGCUGCAUACGUCGGAAUCAACGAGAAAUGGAAAAUAAUCGUCAACAGACUUUACUGAAAGAACCACCGGAAAUAUCAUGGGAGAACACGCUUGGCGCCCCGGAUGGCGUUCCAUUCGAUGACGAAACAAAGGAAUUACUUAGGAGAUGCAUCGACGUAUCGACACCCACACCUACGACUUUGGCGCAGAUCAUCAAGCGAAGCGAGGCCUUUCCUAUAGAUUUUCCCACUAACACCGUAAGAUGUUCCACGCUGAGGGACAGUGGAAUUAACGCAAGCACCCUCGAGAUGAACGCGAAUUCGGUUUAUCCUCUGAUACACGAGGCGAUGUUACCGUUGCUAGCUCGAUGGUUGAAGUACAAACGGCAAUAUGGUAGCGCGAUCGAGAGAGCCACGUACAAGGACAUGGGUCUGGUGCAAUUUAUCCACCGUUUGAUAGAGAAACGUGCGGUACAUUUCUACGGGUCUAACGAUCGAUGGAAAUUGAUCGAUGGUAAGGCGGGCGUGGAAGGAUGGGAGAAUGUUGGCACGGAUCACGAGAAAGAACCCUUGGUGUUGACCAAAUGUUUGUCGUACGACGAGAUCAAAUUGUCCUCGAUGAUGGCGAUGUCUUCCCACUCUGAAUUUAUAAAUGACGGCUCGCGAGAUAACCGAGGCAUUGUGAAUAUCGAUCCAGACUCUGUACAGCCGAGAGGAGUGAUUAUAGGUGUUGUGGGAACAAGAUACGGACCACAGUCAGCUGGAGGUUCGGAGGAAACACGCGAGUUCCGUGUUUUGUGGGCAAAAUUUUAUGGCGAGGAAUACCACCCGCUGUACGAGGAGGCGCUGAAACGAAUUAAAUCGAAAGAGAACAGAAGAUACCUUUCGCUGAACAGCCAGACGGUCUUUGACGUGGAGAAUUACAUGAAAAGAACACUGCUCACCGUGGAGAUCGUGCUUCUCGAAGCAAAUACACGGGCGGAGAAACAAAACACGACUGCUUUCUUGCAUGUCGUGGGUUUUGGCCUUGGCGUGUGGAAAGUAACUCAAGAGCAAGAGAUCUAUUUUCUAAAGACAUUCGAGAUUGCCCUGAGGAAGAUGAACAAGAAACUGAGAUACGUGUCCGACAUCAUGUUCGCGUACUUCCAGCAGCGAAAGUGCGGCGACGCCGGAAACGGCGACUACCUCGGAGAUAUAAAGAUUCACUUCGCUCUCAGAGAGCCACAGAGCAAACUGAUCAAGGCCUCGGACGCGAAUAAACUUCUGGUAGUGACGUACGCGUGGGAUGGAAACUCGUUGCCAGGAAACGAAUUCUGGAGCGGUCACUUGACAUCGAGCGGGGAUCCAGCGGCGGCGUGUAGCAGCCAGAUCGCGGAAUUGCACACCUUCAGAAUAAAUCCCCGAGCAUGUGGCGCCAGCUUGCACGAAAGGGCUGGCCCGUUGGGCACCAGUCAACGAAGACCAUCACGAUCUCCGCGUAGUCAAAGGAGUCGUAGCGCAGAUGUCGAUUGCUUGAAGAAGUACACAGAAAGACGAGUAGAGGAGAGAAGGCACACAGAGAUACCAGACGCGAGCAAGCUCGAUCCAUCCAGAUGGAUCCCAUUGCCGAAAAAUAUCACGCGAAUCCAACCGGCACUGAAGAAGUCGCCGCAGCCGUCGAGGGACGAAGAGAAACGACGUUCGGUCUCCGGCGAAGCCGAGGAAACCGGCACGGCCGACAGUAAAGGGAACGCCGGCACGCCGAAGAAACUGUCACCCACGAAAGAGGAAGAAACGACGAAAGGAGGAGCCGAAGCAGUAGAGAAGAACGAUACCUCGCCAGCCUCGUACAGGCCGACUGCCGGCAGGAGUCAUAGCGCGGACGUCAGCCACUUAAAGAAAGAGAAACUAAUCGAGGAACGAAGGCAUACGGAGUGCAGCGACCCCAGAACGAUCGCGACGAGGUUGACAGAGCACAUUUUCCUAUCUCGACACACUGGAUUUCUGAUACCAAAUACCUUUAGGUGGCUACCGCAAAUUAACACCUCAAGGUUCCGCUACGAUGUGUCCCCGUUCACAAGGAUCGGCAACAGCUGCGAAAUCACGAAAAACGCCGCGGCCAGGUGGAUGACGUUCGUGAAGAAUCCGUCCCCUUGUCCGAUACCGCGAAUGAACCCGGAACGAAAGCCCUCCGCGGCGGAAGCAUGCCACGCGGCCGAUGGCUCGCCGCUUAGAAACGUUAAAACCGAGCCGCUUCGAAAAUUCGCGCCGGCUGUGUCGAACAGCGCUGAAUCCAGCCCGAAACAAGGUAAGCAAAUACAUACGUCUCGUCAGUAUUUCUUAGAGAAGGCACGAAUACAUCGGCAAUGCAAUAUUGCAGACAAGUCGGAGCCGAAUCGAGAUUCGUCAACGACCAAGCAUUCGCCCGACGCCAACGAACAAUCGAAAAGGCUCACUCAGCGCAUGCGAGAUCUGUACGACUUCAAAACGGAAAACGAGUGGCCGAAGAGGGCAACGAAUGUUCGACGUGGCAACACGUGGAUAAGCAAAAGCAGCAGCGAAGAGGAAAGGACUGGUCACCCAGUUCGCAGGAAUAGUCAGGACUUGGAAUUCAACGACAGAAUAAACGUGAUCAAGCUGAAGGAUACGAAGGUGCAGUCCGACCACCAAGAGCCCAAACGACCAAGAACUCCGAAGAAAGAGGAGCCGGCACGUUCGAGUGUCGUCGAUGUCUUCAACAGCGAGUACGAGGAACGUUUGAGAAAGUUCAACGAGAGACUCCGAUACAGCGAAGACCUAGGUUCGACGAAGCCAAAGAUGAAGGAAAGGCGAACGUACUCCGACGACUACGACGAGAAAUCUCGUCGUGCUUCCACGCGAUCCGCUCGUACGGAAGGUUCGACGCGUACGACACGGACAGACUCGAUUCGACUGUCGCGGGCAGAAGGCUCGAUUCGAUCGACGAGAUCGACACGCUCGGAAGAUUUGCCAGGGAGUCGCUUCCAAGUCGAGAAGAAGCGGCCUUCCGACGUUAGUAUCAAGUCCAGGGCAAGUUAUGCCGAGGUAACUCCCACGAGGAAGAGAGAUUCCCGCGCGAGCGACGCGAGUUACGCGAGUGUCGCCAACUACUCGAAGAGAGCAAGCGUGGACUGCAAGAGCACGAGAAAAAUGGUGGAACUUCCGCCACGAAGAGCUUUCAGUCAAACGGAAGAGAGGCCAUCGGCGCCGGUUCCGCCGAUAGAAUGGAACGACGAUCGUUACGCGGCUGCUCGCCUCAAACAGAUCGCUGAACGCCAGAAGAGGGACAGCACGAGAUACAAAGUGUACCUG
This is a messenger RNA of Heterotrigona itama, 3491 nucleotides long. The record is from the annotation of a GenBank genome assembly. NCBI's taxonomy places the organism in Eukaryota, Metazoa, Arthropoda, Insecta, Hymenoptera, Apidae.